Molecule: messenger RNA, 4532 nt
Organism: Calidris pugnax (ruff)
Lineage: Eukaryota; Metazoa; Chordata; Aves; Charadriiformes; Scolopacidae
Gene: REEP1
Product: receptor accessory protein 1
Exons: 7
Coding region: 142-738 (198 amino acids)
Biological process (GO): endoplasmic reticulum tubular network organization
Cellular component (GO): endoplasmic reticulum tubular network; endoplasmic reticulum membrane; cytoplasmic microtubule
Molecular function (GO): microtubule binding
Source: RefSeq, a predicted model, not a curated record
CCGCCAGUGAGGCUGCGCUGAGGCUGCGGGGCCGGAUGGCCGAGCCGCCCGCCCCGCUCACUCGGGCGGCGGCCGGCGGCGGGCGAGGAGACGGGGCGAGCCCUCCCUAUCGGGAGAGCCAGCCCUGCAGCACGCAGCGCCAUGGUGUCAUGGAUCAUCUCCAGGCUAGUGGUGCUUAUAUUUGGCACUCUUUACCCCGCAUAUUAUUCUUACAAAGCCGUGAAAUCGAAGGACAUCAAAGAAUAUGUCAAAUGGAUGAUGUACUGGAUCAUAUUCGCGCUCUUCACAACAGCAGAGACAUUCACGGAUAUCUUUCUUUGCUGGUUUCCAUUCUACUAUGAACUCAAAAUAGCUUUUGUAGCUUGGCUGCUGUCUCCUUACACAAAAGGCUCCAGCCUCCUGUACAGGAAAUUUGUUCAUCCAACGCUGUCUUCAAAAGAAAAGGAGAUCGAUGACUGCCUCGUCCAGGCAAAAGACCGGAGCUACGAUGCCCUUGUGCAUUUUGGGAAGCGAGGGCUGAACGUCGCAGCCACAGCAGCUGUCAUGGCCGCUUCAAAGGGACAGGGGGCCCUGUCUGAGAGACUAAGGAGCUUUAGCAUGCAGGAUCUCUCAACGAUUCGUGGAGACAGCAGCAGCACUGUUCCUCCUUCGGUCACUGUACGAACAAGUAGCAAACAGAGCCACCCAAAACCAUCCAGAAGUGCAUCAGAAGGCACUGGCAGCUCAGGCACCGCCUAGGACCCUUAGACCUCGCUUCAGGAAGAAAAGUACCUCGUCCUCUGCCACUGAAACAAUGUGAGUGCAAUGAGCCAAUAGCACCAAGAUCCACAGAAUGUCUCUCUUCUGCCUUAAAGAGCUACUCGUUAAUAAUAUAGGAAACAGCAGUGGGAUGGAUGUGCUUUGAUGUACAGCAUUGUAGACAUGGCCUUUCUCUCUCCUCUCUCUCUCUCCUUCUGUUACACGCUUCUUGCCUUUGUCCGUGACGUGGGUAGGACAGUCUGGCAGACACCUGCGGGUUAAGAGUCCUUGUUUUGUUUGUGGAGCGUACACCCACUCCCACUAAUCCUGUAAGGCUGUACAUUUACAGUUCUCAUUUGUGUCUGCAUCGCUCUCGCUCUGUCAAUGCACAAUGGAAACAAAACCAAUCAGUUAUUCAUCAUGAUUCAUCAACACUGUAUUUAUUUAUGGCUUUAUCAUUAAUGACGUGGAUUGGCAGAAGCCAUGGAUUUCUCUUUCCUCCCUUCCUCCUCAAGGCUGUGAAUGAUGUAACAAAGUACUUUGACUGUACAAAAUGUCCAAGAUUCAUUAGCGAAAGUUGAGCUGCAGCUCUGUUUCUCUCUCUGCAAGUAAAUCACGUGUAUUCUGAGAAAACCAUUGCGCUAAAAACCAUAGAGACAGAACCACUUACAGAGGACGAGGAAGAGACAUGGAAGAGAAAAUAAAUGGUUUCAACGAAGUAAUGAAGGGGGAGUCUUAAUUUUGAUCAGCCUGAGCCAGGAGAGUAUUGUGUGGAGAAUGAUGGCGGCUAGAAGAGCUAGAUCGCAUCGCUUGUGGCAAACCUUCUACUGCCACUUUCAAACGUGAGCAAGCCAGGCUUCUCGUAGCUGCGGCCACAGAAGUUAGAACCGCUUUAGUGACGCGCUUCCAGGGGAAAACUCUCCCUUCUCCCCUGCCCGCAGCAGCGUCCGUCCCAGCGCCCCGCUCUCCCCAGAGCUGCUGCCCCAGCAGAGCAGGGCCCUGGGCCUGAGCUGCUUGCUGAAGCCUGAAGUUUCGCCUGUAGCAUGGAGUUUGGUUAGACCCACAAGAACCAGAUGGAGUGGUGUGUUCGUAUCUGUAUAUAAAUGAGAAAUAUAAAAAAAAGAAGAGGAAGACGUGGUAGGGUUUUGUGUAUUUGUGCUUCAAGUUGGUGUCUCUUGUAAGUGUUGAGCAUGUGAGAUUCACACAUAAGUUAACUACGUGUCCCUUUGUGUUUGCUCUUGGACCUGUCACAUAGACUAGAAAAGCAUUUAGCGUUACGUAGGACGUGCCAUCACCAGUGGAUCAGUAGGUGGGCUGGAUGGUGAGCAGCACUGCUCAGCUAGUUCAGGUGCAGCAGCCCCGGAUGCCAACAGCCGGCGGGAGUGUGUCAGGCUCAGAGAUAAAUCUGACGUGGCCUUUGAAACCUCCUCUCUGCCGGGUGUGCACCCAUGUCCCAGCUGUCCCUGCCUGAUGGAUCCCUGAGGUUUCCCCCACAGCUUCCUACAGACGUGGGGAAGAGAGAAAUAAAUGAUGCACGCACACGACUGUUUAUCUGACCUGGCUAGGAAUAGGAAGCAGGUAUUUCCUGUGUCUGCCACAAUAUUUCCCCUCAUUACCCGGGGAUUUUAUUUCCUUUACGUGUGCUAAUCCAGCCAUAUUUUAUAACGGGUAAGAAGGAAAAAAAGUCUUCAGAAAGUAAAUGGAAAAAACCAACCCAACAAACCUGUCUAAAUAGCAGUUACGGAAGAGUCAGUCCUUGGAAGAUACUCAGCAAAAGCUUUGAGGAGCUAAGCUUGUGUGUUUUAUUUUUAAGCAGCUUUAGAGUUUAUUUGAUUUCUUUUGGCAAACAUUAAAAAGAAAUAGAAAAACCGCCUGCAGUAUUAGCAGAAAAUAAAAUCCUGUUGCAAGCUACGAUUCCCUGCUAGGCAAUGGGCUGUGUAAGAUAAAAAAGCUGACAAGUUUGCACUCAAUCAUGCCAAAAAACCCCAACAAGGUAGAGCUACAGAACAGCUGAAAAAUUCUAUUCUCUCUUAAUACAUGCUGUAUUAAUAUUGAUUCUCACUAAAAUUAUUAAAUGUGUGUCUAAUCUGCUGUUUUACUGUAAACUUGACUGUUUAGCAUUUCUUAAGUGCUGAGGUGACAUUGUUGACAAGGGAGUUGCCUUAUAUCUCUCAAAACAUUCACUGUAUAAAUGAGAAAAAAAAUAAACCUUUUCAUAUCUCUGGCAAAAAUGUAUUAAUUUAUCAACUGAGCUGUAUAUUUGUGUAUAGAUAGACCAGAAAUGUGAAUGCCUAAUGACACUUGGUGCCGUAGCGUUCUGUACACGGGAGAGAACGGUCGUUUGCUUUUCAUCCCUCGUCUUCCACACAGGGGUUGUUUACAGGUGCUGCCCCGAGUCUGUCCUGUCGCUCUCUGGGUACUCGCCUUCACCCACAACCAACGCCCCACACGGGAAGGCUUUUGUUCCCCUUUUUCCCUCGAGUCUCUGCCCAGGAACGAUCCCGAUGGAGCGAGUCGCCGCUGUGCGCCCGCACCGACCCCUCCCGGCAAAGGAGCGUUUGCAGGGCUCCAGCAGAGAGAGGACGCGAGGAAUCUUACAGCCCGUGGUUUAAAAUAGCAACAGAGCUGGCUUGAGGAGGAAAAGCCCAGUUGUGGGGCACUUUGAGGCAGCUGGUCUCUCCCAUCAGUCCUCCGGGGCAGGCAGGCACCUCCCGACUUCUCAGAGAGGAGAGGUGCCUGCAGGAGCAGGCCAGCCCCAGGAAAUAGAUACAGCCUUCCCCCAGCACCAGGCUCGAGUGAAACUUGCAUUGCUGGGAGCAUGAUUUUUGCAAUAUUGAGGCUGGGGAGAAGGAAACCGCAGCUGAAGAUGGUUGAUGAAAAACGGGCCGGUGAAUUACUUCACCAAUUCAGCAUAAAUUCACCUAGUUCUGAGGGGAACAAGCUCAGAGCAGCUCAGCGCAGAGCUCUCCUCGCCUCCUCGCCUCAGGGGCCGGUGUCGGCGGUGACAGCAGUCACCCAUUGCUGGAUCAGGAUCACAGCAAACGCAGACAAGACAGACCUCACGCGUAUCGCCCUCACCGUGGCGUUAACCCCACACCAAUCUAGAUCGUAUGAAUGCAAACCCAGCACAGGAGGAGAGGAGAACCCGGUUAUUUAUCCCCAACCAGAGGGAGAAGCUGCUUGGAGAGAUGCGAUGUUCCUUCGCCUCAUGUAAACAACCUGCGGCCUCCGACUGCUCUGUGGCGUGUGCUCACGGAACCACAGACCCUCCCACUUGUGACCCAACGCUCGUUAAUCACAGGCUCCUUUUUCGCUGUUUGUUUCGGGUUUUUUGCAUUUAGCACCCUAUUUUUGAAAUAGCAGAGAACACCACGCUGGGAUUUGCGUUUCGACAACCUACUUAAGGACCGUCAUCGUGCACUUCAUGUGAUUUCUGUCCUGUGGUCAGUAGAAACGAGCUGUGAUGAAAUGGUACAUUUAAUGCCUCACGAGGGUGGCCGUUGUAACAGUACUCCAAAGGUUGAUGUUUUGCUGGUUUUGUUAUACUGCUUGAUAUACAUCUUGAAUAAAGUCUUAAUCUUUUCUUUUAAAAAAAGAAAAAAAAAAAAAAAAAGCCACCUUUAGUCUGUUCAAUGUAUCUGGCAGGCCAGAAUAAUUCCUUUGAUGGCUGUAUUAUUUUUAUCUCAAUUCUGGCUGACUGUAUAUGGAUGUAUUCACUAAGUGCUGCAUGUCCUUCAGAACUUCUUUCUGUAUUAUGAACUGGAAAAAAAAAAUACAGCUACUGAACACUCUGA